GAUAACACGCAGGUAUCGAUGUUUAGAACAUGUAUGGAGACCGAUACCAACACCUAUGGGUAUCUACAAUGAUAGUAAUAUCAUUGCCAUCACGAACAGUGUCGAACAGGCAUGAUGUGAUGUUGGAGGAUGUUGUCAUUCUUUUGAGUUUGUCGAUGGAUAUAAAAUCUUGCACGGAAUUCGACUGAAUUUGUAAACUUCGAAGAUCUAGAUCAUCUAGAUUAGAUCUACUUGAGAAGCCGAGACUAUCAGUGUGGGGCAGUGAAUGCCGUCUUUUACCAGCAGACUGAAUCCUGAUUCAAAGGUACACCCAAGGGAAAGUUCUCAACGCAGUGCCAGCAUGGAGGGUGCUGGCUUUUGGCAACAGCUGAAGGUGCUUCUAUGGAGAAACAUUCUUCUGAAGAAACGCAACAGGGGUCAAUUAAUACAGGAAAUAUUGGGACCCAUCUACUUUGUAGCCAUUCUUGCCAUGAUAAAAGUCUUAACCAAACCUGCAAGGAAACCCCCAAUGAUGUUCCCGCCCCACGAUAUCAACAGUCCAGCAUUUGGGAGUCCAUUUGUGGGAAACUCGACAAUUUUUGUCUCUCCUGAUACGGCAAAGGUGGAUGGAUGGAUGCAGGACAUCAUUGGUCAGUUGUCUGGUGGCUCUCCGGCGUAUCGUUUGUUUGCCACUGCCGAGGAUGCUGAAAAUGAGUACAGGGCAAAUUCGAGUGGGGUUGGUGCUGGGAUCAACUUCCUCGUCGACGGAAAUCAAAACUCUUACAACAUACGUAUGGGCUUUGGCUCUCUUCCCAGCACUACGAAAUUGUUUGAUUCCAACAAAGGUGCUUGUCGAAGCAAUGUUAACGGAACUGGUUAUCCAGGCACAUGUGAAGUUAACAAGUACUUGUUCACUGGCUUUGCACAACUUCAGUUGGCAAUUGAAAACAUGCUUCUGAGGGAAGCUGGCGUGACAAGCCCGGACCCAAGGCUUCGGGAGGUGCAGGUCCAGAUGAUGGACAAAGACGAGUUCUACCCGGACACCUCCUACAUACAGACCAUCUCCUCCAUCUACUUUGUGUUCUCCUUUGCCUUCCUAGCCAAUUUCCUUGCUGUCAAUCUGGUCGCCGAGAAAGAAAAGAAGAUCAGAGAAGGAAUGCUCAUGAUGGGUCUGAGGAGCUCAGUAUUAUGGCUGUCCUGGGCUCUGAUCUACCUGGCGCUAGUGAUGUGUGUCUCCCUCGUGUUGGUGGCCAUCAUUGGUGGCAGCGAAUUCUUCCAACACAGCAAUUUGUUCCUGGUCUACAUCUCCUUUGUCCUCUAUGGGGGCUCCAUCAUGGCAUUUGCCUUCAUGCUCACGCCAUUGUUCAACAAGGCCAAAGUGGCAGGCGCCAUAACAGGCUUCUCCACGGUCAUCAUCAGUCUCUUGUACCUGAUCGUCAGCCAGACGCGAUCGGAGAACAGCUACAACGCCAACAUACCACCUGUUGCGCAGUGGUUCAUGUGUCUGCUCUCACCCAUAGCUUUUGCAGCCACCAUGGAUCAGGGAAUUUUCCUUGACGUGCAGAGAGAUGGAUUUGACUUUGAUGAGUCCCUGACCUACGGGGACUUUCCACUCUACGCUCCUAUCCUCAUGAUGUUGAUUGACAUCAUUCUGUAUGCCCUGCUCACAAUAUAUCUGGACCAUGUGGUGCCUGGUGAGUACGGUACUCGUUACCCGCCCCACUACUUCCUGAUGCCUUCCUAUUGGUGCCCGUCUCGGGACCAAGGGGAGAAGACCAGGCUUAUAGAUAUGCGUCAGAGGACCCAGUCUCAUGCAGUGGACAUCGAGCCGGUCAGCCAAGAGAUGGAGGAAAACAUGGCCAUGAGAAUCACAUCUCUUACGAAGGCGUACAAAGUGGAAGACAAAAUGAAUAAUGUUGUUGAUGAAUUUAGUCUGGACAUCUACAAAAGUCAGAUCACGUGUCUGCUGGGCCACAACGGUGCUGGGAAGACAACGCUGAUGAACAUGCUCACUGGAGUGGUACCUCCGACGUCAGGGGUGGCUCAAGUCAUGGGUCUGGAAAUCACAAAUAGCCAACAGAUGGAAGAAAUUCGGAAGAUGUGUGGCAUUUGUCCCCAACAUAACAUUCUGUACGAUGCCUUGUCCUGCAGGGAGCAUCUAGAACUGUUUGCUUCCAUCAAGGGUGUUCCUGAUCAUCAAAUUAAGACUGCAGUGGAGAAAGCAAUUCGUGAUGUGGACCUGGAGAAUCAGCUGGAAACUUUCUCCAAAGAUCUCAGUGGUGGCCAGAAGAGGAAAUUGUCUGUUGCUAUAGCUCUGAUUGGCGACCCAAAGUUGAUCUUCCUGGAUGAGCCCACAGCUGGAAUGGACCCGUACUCCAGAAGACAUCUGUGGUCCCUGCUGAAGGAGAAGAAAGAAGGACGGGUAGUUCUGCUCACCACUCACUUCAUGGACGAGGCAGAUAUCCUGGCCGAUCGGAAAGCAUUUAUUAGAAAGGGUAAACUUCGCUGCUGUGGAUCCUCUCUAUUUCUGAAAAACAAGUUUGGAAUUGGAUAUCACUUGACAAUGGUAGUGGAGCCGGACAGUGACACAGAGAGAAUCCGAGAAUGUCUCCACUCUGAAAUUCCAGACAUUGAACAGCAACGGAGUCAUGGGAAGGAGCUGGCCUACACAGUGCCCAUGCAGGAAGUUUCCAAGUUUGGAGUGUUGUUUGGCAAGCUGGACGAGCAGUCUGAAAGUUUAGGGAUCAAAAGCUACGGUGUGUCAAUGACGACCUUGGAGGAGGUGUUCCUCAAGUUGGAAGAGGAUCAUGUCAUUGAUGCGGACAGCGAGGAAGUUGGCCGCCGAAACGCAGGAUUUGAAGCGAACAAUGAGGAUGUGACCCUGAUGAUGGACGGAGAUUUGGGCAAAAAUGUGUUCACCAAGUCUGUGAUCAGUGGCCGGGCUCUGUGGAAACAACGAUUCCAGGCUCUGGUCAAGAUUCGUUUCCUCCUGAUGCUACGCAACAGCAAGGCCUUGUUCUGGCAGUUGAUUUUCCCCAUCGGUCUGGUGACAGGAGGCUUGGUUCUGGCAAAGUCCAACAGCUACCAAACACCGGAGACUCCCACCACUCUACUACUGCAGCCAAGUCUGUAUGCUAAUGUAUCGGGCAAUGGCAACCUUCCAGACUUCUUGGUUUUUGACUCAUUCAGUUCAGCAGCUUCCCAGGCUGUGGUGGACAAUUUUAAGCAGCGUGUGUCGGUUGAUGCUUACAAAACAGGCUCUGUGAAUACUUCGGACGUAGCUCCACAUCAGAUUGGUUUACAGAUGAGCCGUCUUUCCGGUCAGUCUCUGAUGAACUUUGCGGUGCUCUACAACGACUCGGCCCUACACUCCAUCCCGACGGUCAUCUCCAUGGCCAGUCAGAGUCUGCUGAACAUGUCGGGCUCCAGCGACCUCAUCAACGGAAGUUCUCUCCCCUGGCCACAGCUCAAGGUGACGGUCGUGUACAACGGGAACACCAUGGGCACAACACUCAUGAUCGGCCUCGCUUUCCUCUUGGUGAUAUCAGGCUUUGCAUCAGAGGCUGUUCAGGAUCGAGAGCUGAAGCUGCGGAGCCAGCUACGUAUCUCAGGCAUUGACUUUGGUCUGUACUGGGGCACCAUGUACCUGGUGGAUCUCAUCUCCUACCUCAUCCCCUCACUCUCCAUCAUCAUCAUCACCUUGGCUAUGCAGGUGGACGGCCUGAGCAGCCCUGGUGCGAUGGGAGCAGCCGUCCUUCUCUUCCUCACCAACAUUCCCUUCAACAUCGUCCUAGGCCUGGUUAUCUCUUUCAUCUUCGACAAGACGGAGACAUGCAUCGCGUACCUCCCACACAUGAUCUCUACCCCUUCGAUGAUUCCGUUUGUGGUUGUGUUGAUGGUUGACUUGGUGGGCCAGAGUGCAGACACGGCAAUCACACUGCACUACAUCUUCUGUGUGGUGGACCCUCUGUAUACCUUGUACGGAGGCUUCUACUUCAUCCAGCGGCUUUACCUGUUGGCUCAGAUUACUGGGCAACCUGUGGAGGACUCUGAGUACUUUAAGUUUGACAACCACAUCAUGAUUUGUGUUCUCAUGCCUGUGAUCCAUGCUAUGUGGAUGUACUGGUUGCUGCGAAUCCUAGACAUCAAGAAGACCGGAGGCAGAGUUUUGGAGGCCUUCCCCUGCUUAUCAAAGUCAAAGUCAUUUGUGCAGUCAAAUAACACAGAUGUGAUCAACAAUGAGGACAACGACGUAAAAGCGGAGAGAGUUCGUGUGGAGGCCAUGAACACGUCUGAGGAUAGGAGCCAAAGUCCUGCUUUCAGACUAAAUGGCAUGUCACCAAAGCAUCUUCAGACCAAAAAGGAGCCAGUUGCCUUUAUGUCACAACUGCGCAAAGUGUUUGAGAAGCGCACCAAGAGCAAGGGCAUGUGCAAUCCUGCUCCCGUCAAGUCGAAGGUGGCGGUUCGAAACCUGAGUGUUGCAGUGGACGAGGGAGAAGUGUUGGGACUGUUGGGACCCAACGGUGCGGGGAAGAGCACAGCGCUCAACAUGAUGAUUGCAGAGACGGGGCCCACUUGUGGAAAGGUGGUGAUUGGCGGCCACAACAUCCGCUCUAACAUGCUGUCUCUCUUGGAGUCCCUGGGCUACUGCCCGCAGCACGACGCCCUCUGGGAGCUGAUCACCCUGGAGGAACACAUCAAGUGCUUCGCGGCCAUCAAAGGUGUGGCUCCCCAGCACCUGGACUCAGUCACAGAUUUCUACAUUUCUAGUCUCAAGCUGGAAGAACAUAGGAAAAAGAAAGCAAAGAAACUUUCUGGAGGAACUAAGAGAAAGCUGAGCUACAUCAUGAGCAUUCUGGGCUCUCCCCGCCUUGUCCUCAUGGAUGAACCGUCAACUGGCAUGGACCCCCAGUCCAAGCGAUUCCUGUGGGACACCAUCAGCUCCAGUUUCCAGAACACGAACAAAGGUGCUAUCUUAACUACACACUACAUGGAGGAGGCGGACGCGCUGUGUAGCCGUGUUGGCAUCAUGGUCAAUGGACAGCUACAAUGUCUGGGCUCCACUCAGCACCUCAAGGACACGUAUGGUAGCGGCUACAUUCUGGAAGUGAAGCUGACGGGCCACGAGGCAGGCAAUGUGGAGAGACUGAUGGAUCAGCUGGAGGCUCACCUCAAGACCUUGUUCCCAGGUCUUGACAUGGUGGAGAGGUUCAUGGAAAGAGCCCAGUACUCGGUGCCAAGAGACGAUGUCAAGUCGCUGGGAGUAACUUUCUCAAACUUGGAAGAAUGUAAACUUACGCAUAAUCUGGAGGAAUACAGCUUCAGUCAGAGCACUUUGGAGCAGGUGUUCCUGUAUUUUGCCAAACAGCAGUUGGAGGAGGGCAAAGAGGAGAUGGUAAACACCAGAGAAUCGGCGUUGCCCACCUCUCUGAGGCGACGUAAGACAAACGGAGCUGUGGACGUCUGAGCAGUAUCUAUUUCAAUAAGAAACAAAUAAUAGUUAAAUUGAGUCACUCUUUUGUGUCUUUAUCUGUCCCUGUAUGUCUUCUGUAUCCUUUACCCAAAAAACUGUUUAAUGUACUGUCUAUGUAUUGCUAUUGUAUUUUUGUGAAGCACUCCAUGCCUGUGUUCUUUCAUUGUGGUUUAGCGCUACAUAAAUAUCAUAUGUUAUUAUUGUUAUGAUUACCAUUUUUAUUAUAUUAUCUGGUCAUUAUAUGGUGCCUUGAAGGUGACUUUAUGUUCAUUGUUGCUGUAUUGUUUUGUUGAAACAUUUAACUUAUUGAACAAAUCUCCAUGAUAUAUCUGUUGUUUUCAACACUGACAGUGUCCGAAUUCUGACUAUUGGUACAGGAUAUUUGGGUAAUCACUGCUGUGAUCAAAGAGUAAAAAUAACUUUUGAAACUAUAAAAUUUCAGCACAUGUUCUGGAUUUGCAAUAUUGCAAUGGAAGCUGUAGGCGUAGUAUGAUUUCUAAUCAAUGAUGUUUUAGAAAUGAUUGCAAUGGCUGGUUCAGAUGUAGAAUUGAGUUAAGCGAUGAAUGUGAUGAAAAAGACAUUCCUUAUGUUAUCCUUUCUGUUGAAGUACCAAAUCUUGUCUUUUAUUGCUUUUAUUUAUUGAUGCGUAUAAAUUUUUGUCAAGCUUUUCUUUUUUUUUCUUCCUGUCAGACCCUGUUUCGUGUGUUCCUAUUUUAUCAAAAGUUGUCUCUUGGAUUGAAUUCAAAUUUAGUAGUUUGUCAAAAAGACAAUUGCUUUUUAUUUACAACAUCAUAAAUCCUUCGGCUCGGGCAGCGGCAGGGGAGCAGAGAUUUAAUUGUCAAUUUACUGCCAGUAGACGGCAAGAGUGUCCAGCGAAACUCAUUUGGUCCCCAAGUGGGUGUCCGCAGCGUGUGCGGUCGCAAUGUCUGAUCGGAUUGCUUAGUGCAUGAAGUAUUACUGAAAAUGUGAUCUUUACGAAUCGGAGCAAGUUUAUUUUGACCCGGAAAUGUUAGAAAAGAAUAUAAAAACUGCUUCCUUUUUUCUUUGACUCAGUUUUAGCUAUUUUAAGAGCACUUUUCGUGCGUACACUGUUAAGUUCUUCAUAAGAUAUGAAAAUUGUUCAUCUAAACGUGGAACAUAAUUCCGGGGUUGAAGACUUAAUGCUCAGUGAGUUAAAGUCACUUCUUCCUGAACAUCUGUCUUUUGUUUCUGUUUUUCUUUUCAUGCCUUUGCUGAAUACUAAAUAACUGUUGUCGCAGCAAUGUGCCUUUCUUUACUCAAACAAGCUAAAAAUUUUUCCAUCCUUAAGACAGGAAUGAAAAGCAAUGAGAAAGCCACAAACAGAUAGGCGUAAAAUGGUACCUUUCAUCCUUCGGGUUCUCAUAUUGCUGCUUUAUUGUUUGUACAUAUUUAUCUGCAUUGUCACUACUUACUGGAAGUUAGAAAAAAACCCACAACAGAUUCCCUGGUCACAGCAUGUUGUUGAUAUACAUUGUUAUUGUUUUUGUUAUUUCGCAUAGUGCAGUUCUUCCUAUCAAUGCCACACAAUCCUUGUUAUUGUUGUUGUAAAAUCAAGAUGCUAUCAUUGUUAGUGUUAAUGUGUGCAGUGUAAACUUGAGUGUAACUGGCAUCUGUAUUGUAGCACACGGCAGAUAUAUGUUGGUUUUCCGAAUGGGGAAAUUUUUCAAAGAUGGUCUCUGCCUGUCUGCUGGAAUUAUAUUGGCAUGGGGUCUAAACCGGCCAUGUAAAAGUAUGGAAUAUCCCUCCAUAUUGAACAGGUUGAUCAUAAAAUCUUCUUCUGAAAAAUUUGUUUAUCAAGCUGACUCAUUGACUAGUCUGUUGAUGAAAUGUAUAAAUGAGUUUUAUAACUCAAGUACAGUCGAACCUGCUCUAACAACCACUCAUCAAAGACAAUCACUUGUACAAACCACCAUUUUCCACUUUCACCCUUGUGGGUUUUUUAAAUAUUAUAAUGGCACUGUCCAAGAGAGCAGACUGUCUAAGACGAUCACUUUUCUUACUUUGAUAUAUAUAAAUUAUGUGUCCUUCAAAAUUUGAAACUGAAAAUUGUGAACUAUUGUAUCCUUUCAUCUAGCUUUGUUAAACGCAUUUUUGAUUCCCAAAAUGUUAAAUUCGUGCUUGCUUUGUCACGUGAUAUGUCAUGCCAUGGAGUAUCUUUUGCCUCCUCUGUUCUCAUAUAAAGAUAGUUUUAC
Aplysia californica (California sea hare) is the source of this 7665-nucleotide messenger RNA. Its product is annotated as ATP-binding cassette sub-family A member 5. Lineage: Eukaryota; Metazoa; Mollusca; Gastropoda; Aplysiida; Aplysiidae. The record is from RefSeq and is a predicted model, not a curated record. Gene Ontology annotation, molecular function: ATP binding; ATP hydrolysis activity; lipid carrier activity. Gene Ontology annotation, biological process: lipid transport; transmembrane transport. Gene Ontology annotation, cellular component: membrane; intracellular membrane-bounded organelle.